GCCCCUCACGUGACCCCGUCGCGAUCUCGCGGGGGACCAGACUCUCCGAGGCGGUGCCGCAGGGAACAGAGGGACUGACGGAGCGGAGUUCGCAGCAGCUUUCGCCGGAACAUCAGCGCGGAGGACGUGAUGUCGGGGCUCUCCCGCCAGCUGCCUUGGGCCGCUGCCUGCCUGGCCGCGCUCUGUGUGCUGACCGCGGCUCAGGACGUCUCCCCGGACCCGAACGUGACUGCAGUUACGACUUUAGCGACCACCAAGUCAGUUCCGACGUCGGUGACGACUCUAACGCCGGUCACCACUCCAGCACAAGAUAUCUGUGAAAACCGCAACAGCUGUGUUUCCUGUUUCAAUGCUAGCCUUGAUGCUACUACCUGCUUUUGGAUAGAAUGUAAAGACAAAAGCUACUGUUCCCAUAAUUCAACAGCUAGUGAUUGCCAGGUGUUGAAUGGCACAAAAUUCUGUUCUGAACCCGAGCCCACUCUGAUGCCAACCAAUUCUACAGCUAAAACCACAACUCCGCCUUCCUCUUCUACAGCUACCACCACAGUUACUACAUCAGGUACGACUAAUACCACUUUAACUCCGACUUCACAACCUGGACGGAAGUCUACCUUUGAUGCAGCCAGUUUCAUUGGAGGAAUUGUCCUCGUCUUGGGUGUGCAGGCUGUAAUUUUCUUUCUCUAUAAAUUCUGCAAAUCGAAAGAACGAAACUACCACACUCUGUAAACAGACCCAUUAAAUUAACAAGGACUGGUGUAUAACUCACUGAAACCAAAAUAUUAUCUUUCAAGAUGUCCCACAUGGAAGACGCUAUUCCAGGAUCUUUAAAUUUUCAAAGGAUGCAUAUAGGAUGUUUUGGAGCAUCGUCCUUGAAGAAAAAUCACUUAAAUCAUUUUGCUCAACAGGAAUAUUUAAAAUAUUCUGCAUGAAUCCUUGUGGCUGUCUUCUUUUAUUUUAAAUGGCUGCUGCUGUGGGAUUAUGUUCUCUCUUCUUGACGUACCAAAUGUAACUCUGUAAGUGAUGGAAAACAUUGUCCUGCGCAGACAACCUCAUGACUCUUUUGGCAGUUUAAAUUUAGUCAUUUUAAAGCCUGAAAGCUGCAUUAUUUUCAUCCUAACUCAGGAUGUAGUCUAGUGACCAGAAUUGAGAAGAAUGUGCCAAAUGAGCAUCAAUCGGGUGGACUUUUGGCUGUCCUUUCAAAAGUGGAAUAAAUCUAUAAAUUUAGUAUCCUUAGAGUAAACUGUAUCUUUAGAGUAAAAUUUUGUGCUCAAUAGCAGUUAUUUUUUCUACAUUAGAAAUAAGAUGCCACACAGGGAAUUACAUUCCAGAUUUAAAGGAACGAAUGGAAAGGAUACAAACCAUUAAAGAAUAGCAGGUUAUUGUUCAUCUUUGUAAAGCACCUUAUAUCACUGAGAAAAUAAAGAACAGUGCCUUAAAAGACAGACUGAAAGGUAGACUGUAACUUAAAAUGUUUGUGAUUUGUUCUUUUACAUUAAGGAAGGUAAAGGUUGGUCUGAUGAUGUAACUGUUGACAAGAUGUAGUAAACCUGCUUUUAGAUAUCAUACUGUUAGUAUUUAACUAAAUACUAUUUGAUUUCAGACCUGAGCAAGUUAAGCUAAAAGAUAUUCCACAAAGCUGAAAGCCUUCACAUAUUGAACCUCCCAGCAUUUUUCUUAGGCUUUUAAAAAGUAUAAAGCUAAAGUUGAUUUAAUUAGAUUUUCCUUUGUACUUCAACACUGUUGUACCAUGAAAGGAUUUUCACCAAGCUUUCUUGAAAAGUAACUAUUUUUAUGAGGCAAGAAGGAAGGAAGUUGUUUUAGAGUCAUUUACUAGUUCUUUAAUGAGACAAUCACUUUAAGUUUUGAGACCAGAAAUGUGACCAGUGUAAUUUUAGAAAAUCUAGGGAUUUUUGGUUGAUUGGAUUACUGUAGGUUUUUAAUGAUGAUUGCCCAGGAUAGACAGAUUGUGCUUUCUCUUCUUUCUCUUUCUCUCCUGCUUUCUCCUUCUCUCCUGUCCUUUCUUUUUAGUUUCUGUUCCCGUAGUAUAAUAUAAGCAUGCAUACUUUAAGUUUUUUUUUUAGUUUUCUUAGGCAGCACUAGUUUUUUCAGUUUUAGAGGGAGACUUCUCCCCUGCCUUUGACAUAUUGGAUUAGUUCAGAGGUUUACAAUAGUUUUAAGAAAGUUUUUGCUUUUCUAGGUCAUUAAAGGUUUUUAGUUUCUUUAGCCUCUAAGGGCUGAGUUUAGCACUUGGUUUUCAGUAUUUUGUAGUAGGAGAUGACAAGUUGCUUUGGUCCAUUUCAUUAGCCAAAAUUCCUUGCGUUUAGAUUAUAUUCAAGGUUCUUAAAAUGAAGAUUUACUGUUUCUUUGUUACUUGCUGGUACAGCUAAAGUUUGUUUUACUUGCACAUUUGUACAUACACCUAAUCUUUUCAAGUGCCUUAAUUGUUUAAAAUCUCUGGCUUCAAAGGUUUUUGGGAAAAGGUAGGUUUACCUCACAUUUUUGUGUUUUCAUUAGUAAUAUUCAUUAGUAAUUAGUUCUAGGAACCUCACAAGAACUUUUAUUAUGGUGCCAUGGCUGUUAGUUUUUAGUGCUAGAAGAUCCAAGAUUCAUUUGAAAAUAUACAGAAUUUCCAUUCCUCCCAAAGUGGCAAAAUUUAGCUACAGUGGUAUAAUUAUCAUUUACGUAGAUGUGAAUACCUUAUCACACAUUAAUGUCCAUACAGCAAUUUUUGUGAUAAUGUAGCUGAUGGCGCCUUCUCAUCUUCUGUAAUUUUGAAUAUUGCUCUAAUAACAAAACCAUAAUAUGAAACCAGUUAGAUUUUGCAAGAAGAGCUCUUACAACAGAACUCAUGGCCUUUUCCCCCCUUCCUUUAGCAAUUUACUAUCUUGAGCCAUUAAAAAUUUGGUUUUUUUAAAAUCCAGAAGGUAUAUAGAAACCUUUUCAGAUUUUCUUCUGAUUUGUUCAUGCGGAUGUAGUUCUAUCAAAACACCUUACUUUACCUUACAGAUAUUUGUUGCACAGGCAGACACUGCUGUAUUUAGAAAUUUCUAUUUCAGUUCAUUAAAAACUGUAAAACCAACCUGUAUCAUGUACCAAACUGAUUUAAAAUAAAUCUACAUGUUUAUUGAA
Molecule: messenger RNA, 3129 nt
Organism: Herpailurus yagouaroundi (jaguarundi)
Lineage: Eukaryota; Metazoa; Chordata; Mammalia; Carnivora; Felidae
Gene: CD164
Product: CD164 molecule
Exons: 6
Coding region: 130-726 (198 amino acids)
Cellular component (GO): lysosome; endosome
Source: RefSeq, a predicted model, not a curated record